AUGAUCGUGCUGAUUGGGAAACUCAAGCGCGUUGAGAUUUUAACAAAGAAAUACGUGGAAGAGCGGAAAACUGAUGCGGCGCUGGUAAUGAGGGGUAGACCUGCCUGCGUGAUCCUUCCGAUCCUCCUCCACUUGUUUAAGCCCGUUUUGCGUCUGGGUCAUUCCGGGGGAUCACCUCCUGCCCUUUCUUUCUCUCCUAAACUGACAGCGUCCACCUCCACCUUUCUCCAUCCCCGUCACCCCCUACCGCCGCGGCCUCCUCUCUUGCUCAGUCCGAUUCAUGAUCGAUACAAGUACCAGCGAGAAUCACAUCCUGCGCAGAGAGAGAGCAUGACGGACGUCCAAGGCCUGCGGGGCCAGCUCGCGCAAGCAGCCGGGUCCGCACGUGUCGUGGUACGCUGUCUAAACGGCGGUCGCGAUCUCCAAGAGUCUUCGCAGCGCGCGAUAAUGCUCCUCGUCGACAUGCUAGACGCCCUAUACCGACUGAAAGACCAGAUGGGCGACACCGACAACAAGGACAAUAAAUGGCUCGUCCAGCCGCACCGGCUCGCCGCCCUCGCCGAGAUCCUCGAAUGUUUCGCGUCGACAAUGAAAUCUAUGGAGCUCUACUUUCAGCCUGGUGGGGUGGGGGUGACGUACUAUAGAAAGCAUUUGUUAGAGCGGACAUUUUUGGAGAGACUCGAGCAGUACAAGGUUAUGUUGUUGCUUUCCAUGCAGCCGGAUUCAAGUUGUACGCCUUCUGACGUUUUACGCAAAGGUCCGAAAGUCAACCUUCAGUUCGAGGAUCGCAUCCUUGGAAUUACGAGUCAGCUUACGACCGAGAACUUUAUUAUGCUUGCGGACCUAUACAACCGGCGAUUGAAGGGGACGGGGCAGUGGAUCUUCGAUGACGAGCAGUAUAAACGGUGGCUGCUGGGCGGUACUAAGACGUUAUACUGCGUUGGCCCGCCUGGUGCGGGAAAGACCUUUUUAUCAGCGGCCAUUAUAGAUUCUCUGCAAAGAACAUUUACGUCGCCUGAUGUCGCAACAGUAUUCAUUUUCUGUCAGGACGAGAGGCAGAGAGAACUGUCGACGCUUGAUAUACUCCAGAAUAUUCUCGCUCAACUUGUCUACCGCAAACGAAGUCUUUCGUACGCCUCAUCCUCCCUAUACCACUCCGAGUCCAUAAUGAAUGGGAAGGCUUCGCCGAAAGUUUACCAGAACGCCAUACGCGCCGAGGUAGAUCGGUUCUCGAAAGUCUUCUUCGUCAUCGAUGGAUUGGAUAUGCUUUCUGACAAAGAACGUCUUCUCGGCCGACUCCAGAAGCUACCAGACCAGGUACAACAUCUCGUCACCCUACGGGAGGUGAAUCACGUCUCGAGUGCUUCUCGCUUGACAGUACUAGCCCCAAAUACGGAUCUACAGCUUUACGCUAUCUCGAGGAUCGAGAGCGAUUCGAGCCUCGGUGACCUACUCAAGCGGAAGUCUACUCCGCAAAUGUACCAAGACGUUGUUAACAUGGUUGCAGAGAAGAGCCACGGAGUCUUUCUACUUGCGAAAAUACAUCUCGACCUCUUAGCUCGCUAUACUCACAAAAGCCUCUUUGAACGAGCCCUAAUACACCUUCCGCAAAGCUUGAGCGAAGCAUACGGAGAGGCGAUGAAGCAAGUCGUUAGUGAAAGCCCCAGGGCUGCUUCCUACGUCUAUUGGACUCUAUACGCGCAUCGUCCUCUCACCGUAGGCGAGUUGAAGUCCGCUACCAACAGCUCCGGCAGCCCGACUAACGACAAGUCGAUGAGCUUCGAGCAUUCGCUUCAGACCCAGACUGCUGGGAUUCUCACCGUCGAUGCUGUAUCUGGAACAGUCCGUUUUGUUCACAGGACAGCCAAAGAGUAUCUGACCGGUACUCCAUCGCGAGUCUUCUUCCCUUCGGCUCAGAAGGACAUUGCUGAAGCUUGCCUGACUGCCAUCACGCCGGAUGAAGUCGUUGAUGACUGCUACUAUAAUGGCGGGAACCCGCCGCGUAGUUCUAGUCGCGGAUUUCUCAGCUACGCUACGAGGUACUGGGGCUUCCAUGCACGCGAGGUACACGAAGAUGAGCAGACUAUCCAAGUGCUCAUCAAGACCUUCUUGAAUAAACUGCUGUGGAGACGCCCACCCUUGCAGGUCCUGACCAACGAACCGAAAAUUCCCUCUGAACUUGGCUUGGGGAAGUACCCGCAAGACUGGACGGCCCUCCACGUCCUUGCUUACUUUGGCAUCGUGAGCAGAUGCAGGCGUCUUAUUACACAAGGUGCUAGAAUCGACGCAGGUGACAAUUCUUACAGGCUCACCCCCUUGCAUUGCGCGGCUAGCAGGGGACAUUCGGAAAUGGUAGAGUUCCUACUUGAGAAUGGCGCCGACGGCAACGCAAUGGCUCGUGAUGGGAGCACGGCAUUACACCUAGCGACGCAAUACGGCCAACGAAAAGUCAUGAAGAUACUUCUCCACCACCCUGUCAAUGCUCAGGUAGCGAACCUCGAGGGAGCGACAAGUCUUCAACUAGCUGUGAAGACAGAAGCAGACGAAGCUACUGUUCCUCUGCUUAUAAAGAACAAAGUGGACGUGGACACACGCAAUAUUCGCACUGGCGACACCGCACUGCACCUUGCUAUAGAAUGGAGACGGCCGCGGAUCAUUCUGUAUCUGCUCGACAAAGGCGCUUCCAUCGACAUGACUAACGAAGACGGCUUCACCCCACUCCAGCUGGCUGUCAAAAGCGACAACUGCGAAGCGAUCUCCGUUCUCCUCCAGCGCCGUGCCAACAUCGAAGCACGCUCUCUAUCGGGCCUCACGGCGCUCCAGAUAGCCGCAUACGAAGAACACUGGAUAGCUUUUGACCUCCUCAUUAUUGGAGGCGCGGAUAUCAACGCGUGGAACAAAGAAGGGGAAUCGCUCAUCCACGAGCAAGCGCGCAAAGCAACAAGUCCCUCAAUCGCGUCUAAGCUCUUGGACCAGGGUGCCAAUAUUGAGGCCCUCACCGCAAAGGGCCUGACUCCGCUACAUUGUGCCGCAGUCGGUUCGAACAAAACAAUGUUCCUAUUCCUUAUUAGUCGCGGCGCAAAGCCAACAGCUCUAACCGCGAAGGGGGACUCCUUGUUACACAUCACUCUCCCUGUUCUGAAAGAGGGCUUCGAUAUUCUCAGACUUGCCCUCAACUACGGGAACAACGUAAAUACCGUCUCAAACGAAGGCUGGACGCCCCUUCACCAAGCAGUCUACGUUGGCACUGGCUCACCAGACCACGAGUUCCCCCAAAUAGCAGAAUACAUCCAGCUCCUUGUAAGCCGGGGUGCAGACAUAAACGCCCGCUUGCAAGCCCCCACAAACAACGGCGAGACACCCCUCCACCUUGCCGUCACCGCGAUCGUUACGCGACCCGACCUAGUGCAAUUACUUCUCCAAUCCGGCGCCGACAUGAACGCGCCCACGGCAGAUGGAAAGACGCCGCUACAUCUUGCUGCCGAACGAGGGCGCGAAGCGAUCUUCCGGAUACUGUAUGAUGCAGGUGCCGAUAUGUCUCUUGAGGCACCGGAUAGUGCGAAGGCAGACGAUGGGCAUGAUGGACAAGGCGUCGGGCAUACGGCGUUUGAUAUUGCGUUGAAGAACCCGUUCGCGCGGCAAUGGUUUGAGAGUGAUGGGAAGUUGAAGCCGGCUGUUAAUGAGCUAAAGAGAAAGGACAGUGUGGAGACACUUAUCGACGAGGAUGAGUUGAAUGGGGAGGUCGAACCCGUGACAGAACGCGAAGGUGCUGCGGCAACUGUUGGGAAUGGUAAGGGGGUUGACGCGGCAAUCGAGGCGGUUGAACGUCCGCAAGAGCCGCUGCCAUCAGACAACACAACCAACCCGGUAUUCGCGCCCCGGAAAUCAGGAUCAAGAAGUGGAAGCAUGAGCAGCAGCAUCCGCUCCCCGUCUGUCCUCAGUGGCAGCCCUGCGCACUUUAGAUCGAAUUCAAUUGGAGGCGUACUGUCGCCUGCAACAUACUCAGACUCGACUUCUAGUCUAUCGCAUCUGAGAAAAGUUAGCAGGGACGAAAAUAGAACCCGCAAGGACGAUCCGAGAACUUACAAGGGCGAAACGAGAUCCCGCAAGGAUGAGGCGAAAUCCCGCAAGAGAAGUAGGGGCUCAGGAGCGAGAGUCCGGGUUGAACUGGAGAAUCCAGUUUCUGUCCCCAGGUCGGGGUCAAACUCAGGAUCCGGCUCUGGGUCUCGGUCUGGUUCUGGCGAUGGGGACGAAGAGGCUCAAAAGUUGAACGAGAAGCGUUCGUCCAUUUCGCUUGUUCGGAAUGAAACGCCGUAUGUGAUUGUUUGA
Molecule: messenger RNA, 4329 nt
Organism: Aspergillus mulundensis
Lineage: Eukaryota; Fungi; Ascomycota; Eurotiomycetes; Eurotiales; Aspergillaceae
Product: NACHT and Ankyrin domain protein
Exons: 6
Coding region: 1-4329 (1442 amino acids)
Molecular function (GO): ATP hydrolysis activity; protein binding
Source: RefSeq, a predicted model, not a curated record